AUGGCCGUGGUCAUGACAUUGCAGCAACCGGGCUCAAGGGUACCGACGGAGGAAUACUAUGGCCUCUUCCCUAAUCAGAUCAACGCCGUGGCAGGUUCAGUCAGGAGCUUCGAGCUUGCUUACUCGCCCACACCCACGACAAUCGGUCAAGCACAGCUCCAGCACGUGAAGAGAAGACAGUUCCUCCGGCGCCAAGGUAGCUUCACUGUCCGUCGUGUUUCUCUACAGACAUGGUCGGGCAGUAGACUACCGUACGCUUUGCUCAGUGGUGGUCACCAUGUCGAUCCCCACCGUGUUCAAGUUAGCAGAGAUGAGGAAGGAUGCCGACUGAGAUCUGUGGCUGGGUCGGGCGCGAUUGCGAUGGCACAACACGUGGGUGAGCCAUUCCAGCACACGAGAUCAUCACGAGAGGGACCAAACUGCUCAUCGUCAGGGAACCGUCGCCGUCGUACCGACUUGUACAUGUGGGACAAGCUAGGACCCGUAGGUAAAGCUUGCACAUUAGGUAUUCGAUCAGCAGAACCUCAUGAUCGAACAGCUUCAACCUUCUCCACAUCAAUACAAUUGCUUGCCGAAUCAGAACAGCUACGAAACCCUUCUGGUGUCGUAUCGGUACCCUUGAGGGUUUCAAUUUUGGUCCGAUUCGCAAUUGGGAAAAUAGAUAGAUUGGAUGACCCUUGGAAGUCUGUCUCCGCGUGCGACGACGACGAUAAUGAUAGUGUUGCAACGAGCUUCCACAGGCCUGAAUCAGGUUUACCUCGACUACUCUACAAAACUCAAAAUCCAUCACGCCACGCGGUGCUUCUUCCCCCGUGCCGAUGCGACUCUCGUGGCGAGGUUCUAGGGGCAGCCAGUCUAGUAUGA
Messenger RNA from Plenodomus lingam JN3, 864 nucleotides. RefSeq lists its product as uncharacterized. Lineage: Eukaryota; Fungi; Ascomycota; Dothideomycetes; Pleosporales; Leptosphaeriaceae. The record is from RefSeq and is a predicted model, not a curated record.